AUGUUCUGGCCAACUUUAAUGUGUAUAUCGUUGGUCGCUGGCUGCAGAAUGGGUAAAUUCGUCAAGCAGGAAGGUAUAGCCUUAGAGAAUCAUGUUAUAUCAGUAGUGACUGCCGAUCACCCUGUCAAGUGUAAACAGGAUUGCCUGGAUACGCCACUCUGUUUCUCCAUCAACGUGCAUGCGCAAACUCUACCAUCAGGUUGGGUCAAGUGUGAUCUAAACAAUUCUACACGAGCCGCUAACCCGGAGAAUUUAGUACAGCGGGCAGGGUACUGGUACCAUCAGAUGACGGUAAGUGUCAUUACGAUACAUAUGGGUUGGACAGCCCCAUGAUUGGGUUAUUGACCAUAGAGAUUUAUCCAGUGAAUAGUGCUAUCCACCUUUCAACAACCGGGGCAAAAGUAGCAACAAUUUUAAACGUGUAUUCGCCUUCCUUCAAAUUUCCUAUUGUUUUUUUUUCAUAUUUUUUUUCAAUUUGUCAAACUUAGGCGAGUUUUUCGGAAGUUGAAUCCUAUAGGGGGAAACGAGGUUUAGAAAGAAAAAGAAAAUUUGCUUUAAUUUAUAAUAUUACGAUUUCAUAAAGCAUUCCAUUACGAAGUUUCACAGGGCUUCACGGGUAUACAAAAAGUGAGAUGCACUUUCAAAGUUCACGUUUUGCUGAUUGAAACAUUUUUUGACGAUCUCAUGGUCGUCGUGUUUUUUUUUUGGCUUAAUAACUCCCUAUUUUGCCAUCGACAUCGACAUCAUCAUCAUUAUCAUGAUCUUAAAUAUCAACAAAAGCGUCAUAACAUUCAUGGUGUUCCGCACGUUUUAAGAAAAUGCACUUGAUAGGCGAUUAAAAGAAUUACUUAUUGCUUCUUUUGGCUUUAACCGUAGGAAGUUGAGCACUGUACGGCAGAUCGAUGCAUUUACAAAGAUGGUAAGACAUUAAGUUGGUUAAUUUUAGCAAAAUGUCAGGCUGCAAAUUGUUAAUAAAAAUUUUCAGCCUUUCCAGAUGGUUGGUUCCUCUUUGAUUCCAAAAAACUGAAGAUUUUUCUGGAGAGGAAGACCUGGGGAAGAGCAAGAAAAUACUGUCAGUCUAUUGGCGGAGACCUCUUGUCAAUUAACGACGUGGAAAAGAAUGAGUUUGUCUCGUUAUUGAUUGAAAAGCUGUUACCAAAUGCGUCUGCAGGUUAGAUUUAAGGCUUAACCCUUUAAACCCUAAGAUCAAAAUGAGAAUUCUCCUUUGUUGCCUCUAUUCAUUUCCUACAUAAGUAGUGGGGAGAAGUUGAAAAAAAAAUCAUCAGAUUUAUCUUGUGUGAUCAUGUCCGUAAUUCUCAUGACCACUCUGUUUUAGAAAGCGUUGAUAUUACAAGGAGAAAUUUAAUGCUGAUCACUCUUAGGGCUUAAAGGGUUAACAGUUUACUUUAUCAAAUCAUAUCAGAGCGGUUUGGAUCGACGUUAGUUUGCAUUACUGACCAAGCUUGUUUAAUUAAUUAAUUAUUUAUUUAUUUAUUUAAAUGAAUAAGACGAAGGUAGGCUCAAAUUAAGGAGCUUCCGUGUGCAUAAAAACGAUUAACCGACGCCCACUUUACCUACUAUUUCGGGGGAGAACGGUUAAUACUCCAAAUCGCUUCGAUUUUGUCGAUAAAAUAAUUUAUCUGCCCCCGCCAUUAGCAUUUUCUUGAUCGAUUAAAUGACCUCAAAUACCAGCCAGCUUGAAACAGUCAGACUGCGGAAUGGGUAUAAAACGUAAACUGGUCAUUAAAACGCGGAAAUCUUGCUCUCUAGCACAGCCAGCCGUUAUGCUUGUUGUUAUUGUUAAAGUUGCUUUUUGUUUGUGUGGUUGUUUCUUUGUUUUGCAAAGAAAUUAAGCAAGUUUACUCUGUUCAAAAACUCGAAUAAAAUUAAGGUAAAUCAAGUUUAAAACUGCACUUCCCGGUGGCUAAUAACCUUUGGUAAAAUGCAAAAAGUAUAAAAUGCACUUUUUUAAUUUUUCUACUAAAGGCUUUAAUUCAAGUGACAUUAUAGCACACUGGACACUGGAUGGAACUGAUUCUGACGUGAAGUGAGUGGAAUGUUUAUUUUUAACCUUUUCACCAUCAACAGAAAACAUUGACGUGAUAUGUAACACCUGAAAUAAACAACUGAAGGAAUGAAACACCAAGUUUCACAAAAGGCGAAUUCAGGGAAAUGUUUCUACGCCGUUGCUACAUACACCAGUUUAUAUAAAAUGAUCUGAAGUUUGGUACACAACCAAAAUGGAAUGUAACUAUAUUUCUGUAAAUUAAUCAAGUUUAUUUAAAAAACUCUAAAUUAUUUUUUCCAUUAUUUGGAGUAAAUGCUCGUCUCACCCUGUUGGUUUCCACCUUUUGUUAAAACAGUCUCAAGAACGGAUCAAUAUAUAAAGAAGAAGACGGUUUCCCAUCGAUGUACCUCAGUGGAUCGGGUGAAUAUGCAACAACCCCUGCGGUGAACUUUGGAAUUUCAAGUUUCACCAUCGCCAGCUGGGUCAAAAUGCCAAGCCCUGUUAGUGAUCCUUCGCCGCUUUUCUCCGAUUGGCAUGGAGACAUUAAAUUUCUCUUCUAUGCUCUCCGAUACGGCAAAGUGGGCUUUCUCGGUUAUGAUAAUCUUAAGAAAUACGAUCCUGAUCUGUUAGCAGGGUAAGGAUUAAACAACCACCUGGAGUUAUUUUGAGAGAAGGAAAAGAAAGGGAGAAAAAAAGAAAAGGAAUAAAUGAAUAGAAGAUGAAAACAAUCAUAUGAAGGAUCCAAAUUCUACUGUGCUUUUACGUUUUGGGACUGUAACGUAACCAUGUACUCACGCUGAAGUCACGUAUUGUUAAUGUGCCAACCAGGAGCACAUUGGCUCUUUAAACAAAAGAACUUAUUGUUUUACUUGUUGCAAAUUUGAAUAACAAAAACAAUGUUUCGGUAAACAGUGAUGUCUCUCAUAUUGUCCGCUAUGACACCAGAGCAAAAUCUUGACAGUCGCUUAACCAAACAAAAGCUGGGCGUAUUUGAUUGUUUUCGCUAGUGUUAUCAAAUUAUUAUAUUCUCGUUUAUUUCUGUUUAAGUUUUGUUUGUGUGCAAUCAUUUCAAAGUCAAACGAAAGUCGUUGCAUACGGAUAAGGACAGUAAGAACUUUUGAUAUUGCAGGUCACCCCCUGUAGAUAAAUGGUUCCACUUGGCGGUAGCCUGGGACCAAACAGUAAACGAAGCUUAUAUCCUGCUAAACGGUUCAAAAAUUGGAGUUGAACCUCAAACAGCGGGUACGCACUUGAGAGACAAUUCCCAUUCAUCCUACGACAUUGGCUUGAAGAGGGACGGUCCCACGUACAUGAGGGGAUAUAUCAGGGAUCUUAUGAUUAUCGGAAGAGCUGUUACUGUCGAGGAAAUUGCUAAUAUAACAGGUAAUUCUAAUACAUCCUUUAGUAGCUACCUUCACGAGGGACCCCUCCCAGAGGGAAGUCACAGAAAUUAGCAGAUCAGGAGCUUUCAUAAACGCUGCCAUCUAAUGUAUCAGCUAAUAUAGAUCCGCCCGUUUAUGCGACCCUUUUUUCAUCCGCAAAUAAAUUAACAAACCAUCAAACCAACGUUGAACAACAAAACAAUCUUGAUAGCGGCUACAUUUCAUGUUGUGGCAACAUUGAAACAACACAAAAAGUUUAAAACUUAAAAGUACACGACGUUUCAGUUGUCGGGAAACAAAGUUGAAGCUGCAUAAGUUUUUACGUAUAUGAAUUCACCUGUCAAAAUUUUGACCAAUCGGAGACUAGAUGAAGCGUGACGAAAAACUUUACCAAGCUAAAAGCACAUCCUUAAUUUAUUUUUUUAAAGUUUUUUUGUCGUCAGUCAAACAAACGAAAUUCAAGAUCUUAAAUUGAAAAUUCCAAUUGGCUGCGCCAAGGUGCACUGUUUGACGUUUCGUCAAGACAAGCGGAAGCUAAAUGUCUUGGAUUCCACGUCCCCUCCCUUGCAGAUUCAACUUAGACCCUCCCUACUAGAUCGUACGUACGCGGGCUUGUGCUGACGUCAUAACCAAAUUUCCUUGCAUCUAUAACUUUCCGUUUUUCUAUAGCAAUGGAGGCUCCGGUGUAAUUUUGCAAAAAGAAGUUAAUGCAUAGCAUUGGGCGUUACAUUUAGUCACCCUCUGCGUAGACUGCGAGCAGUCUCUCUUUUUCUUCAGAUUUAGUGACAAACGCAAAUGCCAAGGGCGUUUACUGUUUAGGGAAAUAAGUAGUUUUACGCCAGCUUUAUCCAUAAGAAGCCGGACUGUUUUUAGACGCGCAACUGACGUUUGCCGUUUGCCGUAUGCCGUAAACGUGAAUCUUAAUCUCUCUAUAAAAACGUGAUGCUAAAGGUCUCUAAUGUCUUGGAUUCCACGUCCCCUCCCUUGCAGAUUCAACUUUCCCUACUAGCUCGACGGACUACACAAAAAAGAGAGACUGCUCGUAGUCUACCCUCUGCGAGAGUAAUUGUCUAACUGAAUUUGUGCGGUCCUUUACAAUAAAAACUCAUUUUGGAUAGAUAUAUAUCCAGCUUCACAGUUUCUUUGCUAAAAUAUAGGUUACCAACUUUGUCUGUGUUUUCUUACGAAUUUUAUAAUAGCCCAUUUGUUAUUAAGAACCGGCGCUCACAUCCUUUGGACUACCGUUCGAUCAUUCUCCAUCUAUUACGGAAACUCCAUCUUCACUCGCCUUUCUGUAGCUUGGGACGUUGCUCUCAUCAAAUAAACGCUUGCUCGGUCAGGUAGAACUUAAAAACGUCGUAGAGAACGUCGCUGUCACAUAUGGAAGAUAUAUGUACUUCAAUCAGAAAAAGGAACAUCAUAUUCAUCUUAAAAUUUUUGUGCACGUGUUCACUUGAUAAAUACUCCAUUUUUUUUUUUGCCAGUGGUGAAAUUACGAGAGAUGCGAUCCAUGGCGCAUGACCGCACAUGUUUUGCCAAAUUCUAGCCGAGAAUAAAGUUGUACGUUUACGACAAGUUACGUUUUUGGUUCAAAAACUUUCUUUACACAAUCGGAAAACCACCCCUUAAUUGCCUCUUCCCCCGCCACCACUUUCACCAAUCAUGAUACCUCCGAACAAAUGAAGAAGUCAGCUCAAACGCGUUGGUCUUCAUAAUGUUUUAUUUACUUCGGCAGAUCCAAAUAACGAACCAUACGGUGGUGUUUGGAUCGGGUUAAAUGAUGUUGUCACGGAAGGAUCUUUCCAUUGGUCUGAUGGAAGUCAAUUGACCUACUCCAAGUGGGCUACCGGCCAACCAGACAACAAAAACAGUUACCAGAACUGUGUAGAAAUGGUGGUUCACGGAGGCAACUGGAUGGACACAAGUUGUGGAAGACAACUUCCAUUUAUUUGUCAGAAGGAUGUUCGACGACAGGAAUUUUAA
Porites lobata is the source of this 5373-nucleotide messenger RNA. NCBI's taxonomy places the organism in Eukaryota, Metazoa, Cnidaria, Anthozoa, Scleractinia, Poritidae. The record is from the annotation of a GenBank genome assembly.